Tremella mesenterica DSM 1558 is the source of this 735-nucleotide messenger RNA. RefSeq lists its product as uncharacterized. The record is from RefSeq and is a predicted model, not a curated record. Lineage: Eukaryota; Fungi; Basidiomycota; Tremellomycetes; Tremellales; Tremellaceae. The transcript has 4 exons. The coding region runs from base 1 to 735 and encodes 244 amino acids.
AUGGGCAGCACGUCUGAGGACACAAAUGAGCCAACGGAUAUUUAUGACUGGAUGGUGCGAGUGCUCUUCUCCGUUCAAGAAGAGAAUAACACCCGCUUGAAGGCUAGGCGGGCUUCAGAACUGACGGAAGUGAUCAAGUGCAAAUUCAACCGGGGAAUGAUGACAAUCUGGCCGCCAACACAUGACAAUCAAGAGCUCCACGCAAACCUUCAGAAACUUGAGAAAGCAACGGCCUCUACACUCAAGGCCUUUAUCGUGACGGAAGUUUAUGCGCAGGGCCGGGAGCUUUCUGGCCUGUAUCAUCACCCUACCACAUCUGAGUACCGACAAGAUUUACUCUCGGCGAUUGGAGACGUCCGAAGCGGCACAUGGAGAAAUACAUUGGAGGAGGUGCUGCACGAGUUGAUAUUGAGCCUUUUAGGACGGUUUAUGAUCGCGGGCUCGCUACCCGGUCAUGACAGAAUAUCAACUCUAACGGGUCAGACGUUCGAUUCACGGCUCUCACCUUAUGUGUGGGGUUUCACCCUGAGCUCAGGUUUCAUCCUGAGAGGUUGGUCUGGGUUCGCCAACCAUCCCAUGGUCGAAUCGGAGGAUUCGACGUUCCUAGUUCCUAGUUCGAGUUCCGAGAGCGUGAAUACCUGCCGAGGGUACCUGACUUGCAAACCCACAGGCUUGGGGGGGCCUGCCGGGGUUUGGGGUUCAGAAGUACUGCUGUCGAGACGCCAGCUUCCCUGA